AUGGCAACGAAUUCGAUUUUCCUAUCUUACACUAUCCUCAUGAUCGCGGUAGUGGUUGCUACUACGCCAGGAAAUGCUCGUUUUAUAUCAUCAGCUAAGAGACACACUUUGCGUGAACAACCAACAUUUAUUCCUCUAGGCUUUGGUAGGAGAAAUUUAGAAGAUAUCAAAGUAAGCAGACAAUCUCACAAUUCUGAUGUCCUUGAUAGAAGAAAUAGUGAAAGCAUCCAACAAGGAAUGCCAUCUAUUAUGUUUGGUAAGAGAAAUAGUGAAAGCACCCAACAAGGUAUACCCUCUAUUACGUUUGGUAAGAGAAAUAGUGAAAGCACCCAACAAGGUAUACCCUCUAUUACGUUUGGCAAGAGAAAUAGUGCAAGUACCCAACAAGGUAUACCCUCUAUUACGUUUGGUAAGAGAAAUAGUGAAAGCAUCCAACAAGGUAUACCCUCUAUUACGUUCGGUAAGAGAAAUGGUAAAAGUAUCCAACAAGGUAUACCCUCCAUUACGUUUGGUAAGAGAAAUAGUGAAAGUAUCCGACAAAAUAUACCCCCCAUUAUGUUUGGUAAGAGAGAUAGUAAACGCAUGGAAUUUCGAAUGCCUACUCUUACAUUUAGCAACAGAGAUAACGAACCUAAGCUGUAUGGGCUACCUAGUAUCAAUUUGCACAAAAGGGAUGCUUGGACAAAGCAAACUAUUGUCCCUAGGGACAAUCUGUUAGCUAGGCAAUUAUACAAUUAUGGGCCUGAAAUGUACACGAUGCCAGAAGAUAUAGCUUAUCUAACAAGCAUGACAGAACCCUCAAGUCUUGAUUAUCAACUUUCUUUCGCCCAAAGUACACCUGAUAGUAAGGCUUUUGGAAAAUAUAAUCUACCAAUUUGGAACUUGGACUCAACUGGAUUAGCAAGUGGUGGGUUUGUUGACGUCCCAACAGUAUAUUUGGAAUCCGGUAACGAAAUACCAAUGGCCAUGUUAAAAAGGCGUAGCAGCGAAAGAUUUACUAAAGAUAUGUCGACAAGCUAUGAUCAGAAGAAAAAAUUAUUUCUUGGAUUACCAAGGUUUGGAGAUCAAGAUCGCUCUGCAAAAUCAGCUUUAAAAGAUGAAUUGCGUUUGAUAAAUAGAAAAAGGGAAUAUAAACAGCCCCCUCCAAUAAUUUAUGAAGGAAAGUAG
Trichoplax adhaerens is the source of this 1167-nucleotide messenger RNA. RefSeq lists its product as uncharacterized. Lineage: Eukaryota; Metazoa; Placozoa; Uniplacotomia; Trichoplacea; Trichoplacidae. The transcript is spliced from 4 exons. Bases 1 to 1167 code for a protein of 388 amino acids. The record is from RefSeq and is a predicted model, not a curated record.